Molecule: messenger RNA, 1487 nt
Organism: Lactuca virosa
Lineage: Eukaryota; Viridiplantae; Streptophyta; Magnoliopsida; Asterales; Asteraceae
Source: the annotation of a GenBank genome assembly
UAAUAGUUAAUUAGUGGUGAUGCAUGCAUGGGUGCGGUUUCAGCCAUGGAGAUAAGAUCAGGAGAAGUAGAAAAUGAGUAACGAUUGAAAUAGUCAAAGAAGAUCGGCAAUAUGCAGUAGGAGAGAUAUAUGAGGCUAGAUUGAUUAGGUCGAGGAGGAAAGAACGCUCUAACACCAUAUUAAUUACUUUAGAUCAAAAGGAAAAGGAAAGGGCGUCAUACAAUACAAUGGAAGAAGUUUCGAUGAUGGCCAAGGCUUAUUACGAAGCAAGUUCAGACCAUGUUAAAAAAUUGGCUCAUGGCUUCUUUGAUUCGAUGGACAAUGAUGGUGAUGGAAAGAUAGACCGAAGAGAGUUCUUGGAGUUCAUAAGAGACGAAGGUUGUGGCCAAAUGACAAAUUCGUCCUUCUUCGACCAAAUGGAUCGUGACAAGAAUGGUACUCUUGAUUUUUUUGAAGUGAUGACAGUCUAUUAUAUAGUUAAGAGCGGAAGACCAUUUUGUGACAAAUGUAAUAAGUUCAUCACAUCUACAUAUUUAACAUGUGUCGGGUGUUUGGAAGAUCCAAAUGGAGGCUACUCUUUCUGUAUUUGCCUCGAUUGCUAUAGAACGCAGAUACCUAAGCACAUGCACGAUGGUUUGUGUCGAUUUGUAGACAAUUAUUCAUUGCUUGAAGCUAUGACCAAGUCAAAAUUAAAUGAGCAAAGAUCCAUGGAGGCAAAGUCUAGACCAAAUGAAAUAAUUUCAAAUCCGGGUAGACCACCUAUGGCUAUGAGUAACAACCAGCUGACAUUGAAUCCAUGGUCACCCAUGGUUCCAGUUCCAUAUAAUAGCCAUAGGCCACCUCAACUUCACCACUCUCAUUCCUGGAGUCCAGGUUCCCCGAGUGCUAACCAUACAGUGAAUAUCCAAAACAAUUACUCAUACCACUAUCCACAACCUCCUCCAGUUCAGCAUCAGCAAGUUGCUGCACCUAAUAAUGCAAUUGUCCCAUAUCGACAAAAUUGGAGGAUCGCAUUUGGAGCAUUGAACGCCGCACUCCAAAUUGGUGCCCUUGAUUAUGAUACCAAAUUCCAAGAUAUCGAGAACCAGAAGAACCAUUACCAGGAGUCAAGAUGCGAGCAGGAAAAGAAACACGAAUUGAAAACAGAAAACUCCUUUGGUGCGAAAUCGAGUUGGAGAUGGAGGGAAUCAGAAGGAAGCCUUGCUCGAGACAUAAUUUGCGAAGGAGAGAAAGUGACUGCCGAUCCAAGGGAGCAAACAAGCUGCGAUGGCAGCUCUGGCGAGUUUCUCGGUUGUAAUUGCUCGACAAGAGCAGGAGAGAUUCAAAGGGAAAAAGAACUUGGUCCGACGCAAUCAGUAGUAGCGAGUGAGCGGAUGGGGGCUGCCCCGACAGCUCUCGACUUCUUCUCUUUUGGUUCUGGCUUUAUGUACAAAGGGGAGGAGGAUGGUUGGCCUGAUGGAACAAGGCAAGCAAAAGUAACAGCAUAG